This is a messenger RNA of Esox lucius (northern pike), 4696 nucleotides long. RefSeq names its product ubiquitin specific peptidase 10 (gene usp10). The coding region runs from base 282 to 2936 and encodes 884 amino acids. Lineage: Eukaryota; Metazoa; Chordata; Actinopteri; Esociformes; Esocidae. Gene Ontology annotation, molecular function: cysteine-type deubiquitinase activity; cysteine-type endopeptidase activity. Gene Ontology annotation, cellular component: nucleus; cytosol. The transcript is spliced from 15 exons. The record is from RefSeq and is a predicted model, not a curated record. Gene Ontology annotation, biological process: DNA damage response, signal transduction by p53 class mediator; regulation of autophagy; protein deubiquitination.
ACCCGGACGUAAACGCACGCGUUCCCAGAGCACUACCCAACCGCGGCGCGCGCAGGCUAGAAGCAAGGAGGCGAGACAGAAAUGGCGGCGACGUCGGGGGAAGCAGCGUGAUAUGCUGGAGCAAUAGAAUACCCUAAAAAUACAACUGUCACUCCAUUGUCGAGAAAAUGAAAAAGAUGUCGAAGUAGGACGUCUUUUGUAAUAAUUAUUACACACAAACGAACACCUUCCCCGGAAAACGUCCAUCUUCUAAUUGGAAAAGGGAAAAUCUCACCAGGAGCAUGGCUUCUCACAGUAACCAGUACAUCUUUGGGGAGUUCAGCCCUGAUGAGAUCAAUCAGUUCUUUGUGACUCCACGAUGUUAUGUUGAGCUUCCCCCCUUCAAUGACAAAGUGUCUUGCGUCAGUCAGUCUUCAGGAAGUUACUGCACUCCUGCUGUGCCUUACAUUACGGAGUCUAUGAGACGGCAGGUUUGCGGCGAAGACUACCAGCGCAUUGAGUUUGGUGUGGAUGAGGUGAUGAACUCUGAUCCAGUGGGCGUGAAGGAUCCUCUCUUCAAGGUGUCCAGCACCCUGAACCCCCAGGCUCCAGAGUUCAUCCUGGGCUGCCAGCCGUCUCAGAAGGCCCUGCAGGCAGCCACAGCCCCCUCUCCCGUGGCGGAUGUCCCAGACGGAGCCCACUACAACUCCCUGGACGGACCUGACGGACCUGACUCUGAGCCCUCUGCCAUGGACAACAACCCGGCCUGCCCGGAUGGGGACGGGGGCCCGGGCAGCCUUGGGCAGCGGGAGAGAAAGAAAAAGAAAAAGCGACCACCGGGAUACUACAACUACCUAGAGGGUUCGGAGGCCAACAGCAUGGGUGCCGACGGGCCCCCGGGGAAGGGGCUGGUGAACGGACACUCGCUCAGCGGCCCUCCCCUCAGGUCGGAGGACAUGGUUGGUAAGGCGUUGUCCGGGGGCGAACGUUCCACCUCAGCCCCUGUCCCCGCAGCCGCGGUGGAUUCGCCGGCCGUGGCGAAUCAGAGGACUUGUGACAGCCCCGAAUCGUCUUUAGACUUCACGAGUGGAGCCGCCUCUUUAUCAGACGGCAAAGACGCGGCUUCUUCCUCCUCUUCUUCCUCCUCUUCGUCCUCCUCUCAGAGCAGCGGUGUGGCGGAGGGCGGCAGGACUGCAGAGCAGCAGCCUGAGAACAUGGCUCCAGAGAGCCCCGAACUGCUGGGCAGCGGUGGGCACAGCCCCUGCCCCACCUCCCCUCCUCCCCCCUCGGCUGCUGUUGUCAGCCCGCCUGCCACCACCGCUACUGCUGAGGAGGAGGAGACUGGGGACAUUGGGGUGGCCAACGGGCUGGCCGAGCCCCACGCCGUAGUUGAUGGCGACGUGCUCCGGGAGGACUCCGAGGCAGGGGAGCCGCCCCAGCCGCUGGCCCCAGCUCCCCCGGUGGAGCCAGACUCUGAGGACCAGGUGGUGGUGGCGGCGGCGGCGGAGCUGGCACAGUCCCCUGCCCCUCCGACUGCGCCCGCCGCCAACCCCCCCAAGUCCUGGGCUAGUCUCUUCCACAACUCCAAGCCUCUGCCUGGAGGCCCUCAGGCCUAUGUGGAGGUGAAGAACAUAGUGGAGAUAGAAACUCCCUCCCCGGCCCCCGUGGAGCUGCCGGAGAAGGCCGGGGAGGUGAAGGAGACCCCUGUCCAUGUGUCAGAGGAUCCCAUGGCACCUAAACUCGCAGAACUAAUUGAGAAUGUGAAGUUGAUACACAAACCAGUGUCUUUGCAACCAAGAGGACUGAUCAACAAGGGAAACUGGUGCUAUAUCAACGCUACCCUGCAGGCCCUGAUUGCUUGCCCCCCUAUGUAUCACCUGAUGAAGUCCAUCCCCCUGUUCACCGUAACCCAGAGACCCUGCACGUCCACACCCAUGAUGGACAACUUUGUAAGGCUUGUGAAUGAGUUCAGCAACAUGCCGGUGCCAUCCAAAGCCAAACAGCAAGCUGCUGGGGAGAAGAUGAUGAAAGACAUCCGACCAGGCGUUCCCUUUGAACCCAACUACGUCUACAGACUCCUCACCCUCAUCAAGUCUAGUCUCUCAGAGAAGGGUCGUCAGGAGGAUGCGGAGGAGUACCUGGGCUUUACGCUCAAUGGGCUGCAUGAGGAAAUGCUGGCUUUGAAGAAGCUCAUCUCCCCUCAGGAAGAUAAAGCCCCCACACCCAAUGGCCCGGAGUCCCAGUCAGGUCUGGAAGAAAAUGCUGCUGAAAAGGACGAGGAGGGGAGUGGGGACGAAUGGGAGCAAGUGGGCCCCCGGAACAAGACCUCCAUUACCCGGCAAGCUGACUUUGUCCGCACCCCCGUAACUGACAUAUUUGGAGGACACAUCAGGUCGGUGGUGUACCAGCAGAACUCAAAGGAGUCCGCCACCCUGCAGCCCUUCUUCACCCUGCAGCUGGACAUCCAGUCAGAAAAGAUCCGCACUGUUCAAGAGGCCCUGGAGACCCUGGUGGCACGGGAGUCCGUUCAGGGCUACACCACUAAAAGCAAGCAGGAGAUUGAGAUCAGUCGCAGAGUGACCCUGGAGGAGCUCCCACCAGUGCUGGUCCUUCACCUCAAGAGAUUUGUGUUUGAGAAGACUGGAGGCUGUCAGAAACUGAUCAAGAACAUUGACUACCCCGUAGACCUGGAGAUCAGCAAAGAUCUUCUCUCUUCAGGGGUGCGGAGCAAAAUAUCCAAAGGCCAAAGAACCUACAGGCUCUUUGCAGUUGUGUAUCACCAUGGGAACAGCGCUACAGGCGGCCAUUACACCACGGAUGUCUUCCACAUUGGUCUAAACGGCUGGCUGCGCAUUGACGACCAGGCAGUGAAGGUCAUCAACCAAUACCAAGUGGUGAAGCAGACUGCCGAGCGCACUGCCUACCUGCUGUACUACCGUCGCGUCGACCUGCUGUAGACCGCACUCACAGACACACAACACGCAUACAAUCACUCUCAUACAGACACUGAUGUUACACACUUUACAUAUACACGCACUACAGACAUGCAUUCAUUUACGCACAUGCAUAUAUACAACUAAUGAACAGGAACACUGCCCAACUUCUUCUCUUGCAAGGUUUCCCUCUUCCUUCCCUUGUCCCUGCUUUUCCAGAGCCAGCUUUUCCAACAACGCCUUUUAUCUUUUUUGGAAGAAGAGACAAAAAGGACACAUUCUAAAAGAAUUUCCCUGUGAUGGCUUCCUCUUCUCUGUGCGGCACUGCUGUUGUUUUUUGUUUUUGCUGAGAGGAGAGACUAUUGAACGGACGUUGGGUGGAUGGGAUUGAGACUCCCCUCUGAACCUACAGCCUCGUUGAGAUUCAGACCAGUGGGUACUUUACCCACAACAAGAACUUUCUGCCAAACGAGGCUACAGGUAGACUGUUGGACUGCUGGAGAGAUCUUUUCUGUUUCUUUCUUUUUUUUUAAGAAAAUGGCAUAGAGAAAUCAGUGUUUUGCCUUUUAGUAAGGGGAGUUGUUGUCCUAAUGAAUUUCAGGAGUUUAAAAGGUAAAUCUUUGCCCUGGGUCUAGUGCAUCGGAAAAGACACCGCACCAGCAAAACCUUAUCGUUUGAGUCUGACUCCUGAGGCGAGAUGCUCUUCACCACCACCACCACCUCUUCUCCACCUUCCUCACUUUCCUGACGCUUUAAAUCUAGCUAACACUUGAGCCAUCAAAAAAGAGAGAAAAAAUGACAGGAGAAGAGGUGCUACAGUGUGCUGAAACUAAACAGCUUCUUUGUUUGAGAGAACCAUGUGUGGUUUCUGGGUGUAGAAUUAGAAUGACUAUCUAAAAACAAUUUUAAUGCGCUUUAGGGUUUAAAUGAUAAUUAAGAAAUACGCUUCUGUGCACGUAAAAUAUAUCUGAUCAAUAAAACGAUGUGGAUGGGCAAAUGCACAUAUUUUUUGCAGAUAUUUCGAUAUGCUGAGAGAAAACCAACCCACCUGAAUCUAGAUGUGGAUCACCAUGUUUGGCUCCCUGGGGGUUGUGCUAAUUCUAAAGCGUUUUCUGGAGCACUGGGGAGAUGCCAACGAGGACUGAGAUUCCAUAGCAAUCAUUUGCCCUUGUUUAUUUAAGACCUCUCCGACAUCCUCCUGUCCUGUUUCCCUGUCCUGGUCUGAAGGCUCCACCUGUGAACAGGCAGCCUGAGAGCCGAAUCGCCCGUCAUCCCCCAACUCACAGGAGGAAGGGGGCUGCCUUAGGUUUGGUAUGAAAGGGUCUAUAAUCCAAAUCUCCACUCAGUGUAUGAGUCCAGCCCAGUCAGUGUGACAACUGUAAGUCAUGUCUGUAAAGUGUUAUGGGAAUGUACGGUACCUGACCUCUGCAUUUCCCCUUUGGUGGCUGAAUGCGGUUCCUCCACUGAGAUAGAUGAGAGGGGAACUGGGAUCACGUCUGUACUGUUUGGCUCCUAGAAUGAACCCCCCGCCUACACACACACAUACACAAACACACACAAUAAAUGCACACGAAAGGAAAUCAUGUUUGCUUUUGUUCACCUUUUUCUUCUCAUUAUAAUUUGUUGUGUUGAUUUUAGUUUUGCUUAAAAUUGUUUAGUUAUUUUUCAUUUGUUCAAUAUUACCUUGACCGGUUACUCAGAAUUAUACUACAUGGCAUCUGAAUUGGUAUUUGAAAGAAAUAACCUAAGGUUAACUACAACAAUUAAUAAAACUGUAAAAGUUC